Molecule: messenger RNA, 2370 nt
Organism: Arctia plantaginis
Lineage: Eukaryota; Metazoa; Arthropoda; Insecta; Lepidoptera; Erebidae
Source: the annotation of a GenBank genome assembly
AUGUGCAAAAUAGUUUAUUAUUGGAUAUUUCGUGUGUUAUUUACAGUCAAGAUGUCUCUUUGGGCCAGGGCUCAACAAUUACCACCAGAAAGCUUGCAGAAGGUUCGAACCAUCUACGGGGACCACUUCCCCAUCGAAGUACGACACUGUUUAGCCCCAUGGAUCGAAAGCAGAAUUUGGACCGGCGAGCCGGAGGAGCAACAACGUUUCUUUGUUGAUGAGCUGGUGCAGGAGAUCCAAGCUCACGCGGACCUGAUGCUAUCACCAGACAUGUUCGUCACCAAGAUGAAGCUGCUGGAUGCCGCGAAGAACUUUCACAUAACGUACAGCCAUACCCCGCAUGAGCUGUUCCAGUACAUGCGAAGAGCUCUUGCAAUGGAAAUGGAAGUUAUCCAGACCGCCAUGGGGACACCGUUUGUCGCUCAGCCACAGACUGAAAGAAAAUACAGUGAGCUCAUCACUGGACUGCAAACUGUCCGCCAAAAGGUCAGUAUGGUUAGCGAAGAGAUCAGAGGUCUUCAAGCCAACAUUGAAUCAUUCUCCUUGGAAUACCACGAAUGCCUGAAACACAAAGGCCACAUGAACUACCUACAGCAGUCAAUGACGAAUGACAGGCGAGACUUGGCGGCGUGUCUCCGUGUACAGAUUGAAGAAACGGAGAGGAAGUUGAACGCCAAGGUUGCCCAAAUAACUCAGUCCCAAUUGGAGCUGGUGGAUCAUAUGAAGGAGAAUAUCGCCAACCUUCGACAGCUGCAGAGCCAGGUUUUGGAUGAAGAGCUUAUCAAGUGGAAACGUGAACAGCAAUUAAGCGGCAAUGGUGUCCCGAUGCAGUCGAACUUGAACACCAUCCAAGAAUGGUGCGAACUCCUCGCUGACCUGAUCUGGACAACUCGCCAACAAGUGAACAACGUGGCCAGGAUCAAUACCAAAACUGUCGUGGAACUCAGGCAGCCUCAUCUCGCCGAGAUGCUGGAUGAAAUGAGCAAAACUGUGACAGGUCUGCUGUCAACCCUUGUGACUUCGACCUUUGUGAUCGAGAAACAACCACCGCAAGUUAUGAAGACGAACACACGCUUCACGGCUACUGUCCGGUUACUCGUCGGGGGUCAGCUGAACGUACACAUGACGCCGCCCAGAGUUAGCGUGGUUAUAAUAUCAGAGCAACAAGCCCAGCUGUUGCUAAAGAGCGAGACCCAGGCCGGUAAGGGCAAGCAGCCGGUGGAGUGCGGCGAUAUCCUCAACAACACCGGCACUAUGGAGUAUCAGCCUACCAGUAGGCAGCUCAGCGUCAGCUUCAGAAAUAUGCAGUUGCGUAAAAUAAAACGCGCGGAGAAAAAAGGUACCGAGAGCGUGAUGGACGAGAAACUGACAUUGCUGUUCCAAUCGCAGUUCAACGUUGGAGGUGGAGAGUUGGUCUUUCAGGUGUGGACACUCUCAUUGCCCGUGGUGGUGAUUGUCCACGGUAACCAGGAGCCCCACGGCUGGGCAACAGUCACAUGGGACAACGCCUUCAGCCCACCGGGCAGGGUUCCCUUCGCUGUGCCGGACAAGGUGACUUGGGGUCAGUUGGCGGAGACUCUGCGCAUCAAAUUCGGUUCAGCCACUGGAGGGGACCUCUCCGAAGAUAAUCUAAGAUUUUUAGCCGAGAAGAUAUUUAGUAUCACGGCUUCCAGGACCUCUUUACCCAUGAACACGAUGGAUUUAAACGCCAUGGCGGUCAGCUGGACCCAGUUCUGCAAGGAUGCACUCCCUGAGAGGAACUUCACGUUUUGGGAGUGGUUCUACAUGGUCGUUAAAGUGACCAGAGAUUAUCUGAGGACUUUGUGGUGUGAUCAUUUGAUCAUGGGCUUCAUCCAGAAGAAGCAGGCUGAAGAGAUGCUCUCCAAGUGUCCUCCCGGCACUUUCCUUCUCAGAUUCUCAGAUUCAGAACUUGGAGGCAUCACAAUUGCUUGGGUUGGCGACGGUAAUGAGGUGUUCAGUCUCCAGCCAUUCACCUCCCGUGACUUGAUGCUGCGCUCCCUUGCCGACAGAGUGCUGGACUUGACCCAACUCCAGUUCUUAUAUCCAAAUAUUGCCAAGGAUGAUGUUUUCUCCAAGUACUAUACUAAACCUGAGAACGAGAUGCUGAAGAAUGGUUACGUGAAGCCAGUUCUGGUGACCACCCUUCCAUCUUACAUGUCCUCUUCGCCUGCUUACGCUCACUCGCCCGACUCACACCGCAACACGCCCAGUGUACAGAGCAGCUACUUCAGCGCGGCGACUCCUGCGCAGAACGACAGUUUCAUGGACAGUGAUCUCUUCGAACAGAUCCGAGCCUUCGAGCCCGAAGGACUUGACUUCGACAUCUACAACAACAUGAGCAUGAAGUAA